CACUUCGCUGCUCGCUUUGCUUCCCUUGUUGCUUGCAUUUUGAAUUUUGCGACAAACACAUGAGCGCAAAUCUGGGAGGACAGCUUGUGCGCCUGCGACGCGCGCUGGACGCUGCUCAGGCAUCCGACGGCGAGGCGGACCUGAGGCAUGAAGCCAUGUCACCACCGAUUGUGGCCUGGCUGUGCCAGCAUUUGGUUGAUCGACAAAACGUUCACAACCUCUGGAUGCACCACUGCAGCUUGCGUGACGCUGGGUUUGAGACACUGGUGCGCGGAUUGGGAAAGACUGGAGUGAACCAUCUGUCUUUGCCGUGCAACGACAUUACAGACCACGGGCUCAUCGCCGUGGAGGCCUGGUUGUCAAGAACCAGUGAAGUUGGAGAGCUGCACUACCUCUCCCUUCGAGACAACCGCCUUACAUCCUCAUGCGCAGCGGCCUUGGGAAACUUGGUCCAGCGACUACAGAUCCGUGACCUCAGCCUGGAGGACAUGCCCUCCCUCGGCGAUUCAGUUGCAAAGGUGCUCUUCGACCUGGCUGAGCAAGCGUCCUGCAAGUUGCACAACCUGGCCCUCCACAACUGCGGCCUGACAGAUGCCAGCCUCCGUUACUUGCAGCAUGCACUGCAGCGAACACGCUGCUUGCAGGAGCUGACACUUGCUGGCAACCGCUUCUCCGCGUCAGCCUGUAAGGAGCUGUUGCUGUCCAUCCCACAGCACACCACUUUGCGCUUCAUCACCUUGCCUGCCUUCCUUCGCAACGACGUACAGCCACACGUCCCACCACAUGUUGGGGUUGAAUGGAUCGGCUGAGCGUAUGUGUGUGUGCAUGUGCAUGUGCGUGUGUGUGCGUGUGUGUGCGUGUGCGUGUGUGUGCGUGUGUGUCUGUGUGUCUGUGUGUCUGUGUCUGUGUCUGUGUGCCUGUGUCUGUGUGUCUGUCUCUCCAUCUGUGUGACCAUCUCUGUCUCUCUGCCUGCCUGCUUGUGUGUCUGCCACACCCUUGCUUGUUUCUGCACGUGAGUCUGUGUCUUCUCAUCCCUUGGAAGUCCACAUCUCUUUGCUCCGUCCCUUGCCCCUUCUCACUGCUUUCUCGUUGCUUUCAUGUUAUUUCGGAAGCAUGUCACGUUUAAUUGUCAUUCACCACG
Molecule: messenger RNA, 1141 nt
Organism: Salpingoeca rosetta
Lineage: Eukaryota; Choanoflagellata; Craspedida; Salpingoecidae
Exons: 3
Coding region: 60-809 (249 amino acids)
Biological process (GO): positive regulation of inflammatory response
Cellular component (GO): cytoplasm
Molecular function (GO): protein binding
Source: RefSeq, a predicted model, not a curated record